GGCUGUUGAGGGCAGUAGGCAAGAGAGAGUCAGAGAGUGAGAGUGGAGUCGUUUUGCUGCGGCUCCUCAGUAAACCCAAGUUGGAGACAGAGGGCAUUGUAUUGACAGCAGCAUGAUCCUUAUCACAUUUGGACUCUAUCUUCCACUAUUGUUUUGUUAUGUCUUGUCUCAGUCCUCUUUCCUGGACAAUAUUCUCUCAUUCCCAGCAGCUCUCCAACAACAACCUGCCGUGGACCAGCAGAGGAAAUUCAACCCCUGCUGUUUACUGAGUCCACCCCCGCCCCCCCUAUUCCCUCCUCCUCCCUCACUGUGGCACCCCAGUGGUCAUAAUGAGGAGCCCAGUAAGGGAGGUGAUCACAGACCAGAUCCAGAUAUAGGGACGGAGCUGAAAGGGCCCAGCUGUGUCCCAGGCCCCCCUGGCCCCAACGGACCCCCCGGUCCCCAGGGUCCAGCUGGGCUACCAGGUCUGACGGGACCAAAAGGUGAAAAGGGAGAACUGGGACGACCUGGACAAAAGGGUCGGACGGGGCCUCCAGGUCUCCCGGGGCGCCAGGGACCAGCCGGGUGGCCAGGACCAAAUGGGCCCAAGGGGGAGAAGGGAGAUGGUGGAUUGAUGGGAAUACCUGGAGCAAGAGGACCUCUUGGACCUAAGGGUUUACCUGGAUACAAAGGAGAAAAGGGUUCCCGUGGUGACCGUAGUGAGAGAGGGAUGAAGGGAGACAAGGGCACAAUGGGCUUCCCUGGAAUGCUUGGACAGAAAGGGGAAAUGGGUCCGAAGGGAGAACCUGGAAUCUCAGGGAAUAGAGGACCGACGGGCAGACCAGGGAAGAGGGUUUACCAUAUGUUUGUCUGUCAAUGUUUUUACAUGUGGUAUUUUUCUUGUCUGAUUAAACAGGGUGGGAAGGGCGACAAUGGGAUUAUUGGCCCUCUAGGUCCAGCAGGUCCUCAGGGGCCCCCAGGCCACCCUGGUCCCCCAGGUCUCCCAGCCUCAGGACUCUACGUGGUUGGAACGAAAGGUGAGAGGGGGCUACCAGGUCUUCCUGGACCUUGCAGCUGUAACUCCAUUAGUGUGAAGAGUCCACAGCUUGAUGAACAUAGUUCCAGGAGCGACUACGCCAAAGUGCCAGCGAUAUUUGUGGUAAACAGUCAAGAAGAACUAGAUGGUCUUCAUACGGACAAUGCCCUAGCCUUCCGGAAAGACCAGAGGUCGCUUUACUUCAAAGACACCAGCGGAUGGCUGCCCAUUCAGCUGACACCGUUCCAGUCUACGGAGAACGCUCCGGAACAGGAAGGUUACUGUGGCGACGGGAUCGUUCAGAUCCCCAAUGGGGAGGAAUGUGACGACGGGAAUAGGAUUGUCACCGACGGCUGCGUCAAGUGUAAACAUGCUUACUGUGGAGAUGGUUAUCGCUACGACGGGGCCGAGGAAUGUGAUGGAAAGGACUUUGGCUAUCAGACAUGCAACUCAUAUCUCCCAGGGUCUUAUGGUCGUCUCAGAUGCACUCCGUACUGUGUCAUUGACUCUACAAACUGCAAGUAUUUCACAUGAGGAGGAACCUGGACACAGCAGUGGGAUCCUUCUUGUCUCGUUUGCUUUGGUACUGAACAGGAGGACGGCAAAUAAAAGAUCAACAACAACACUGCAAACAAGAGACUCAAAAAGGAAGUGUUGACAAACUGGACUAAGCCUGACAAAAUAACCAAAACUACACACACUAACUCUGUUGUAUCGCUGCUGAAGCCAUGUAGCUCCCGAGGAGGGGAGCCGGGGCCAGUAAAACGCCCCCUCAUCCAUUCGCACUGGACAAUUUCACUUUGUCUUAAAUAAAACUCAACUCAAGACUGAAGAGGCUCUGCCCACCUGAUAGGACCAGCCGCUGAAGGAGAGGCGGUCAAAUGAGAGACAGCCAGGAAGGGAGAGACAGCCAAUGGGAAAGCUCUGAGAAAGUGAGAGACUCGUGGGUGGAGCCGGAAGCCAUAUUUACCUCGACGUAGCACUGUUAAAGAAGAGAGAACCAGGUCUGAACAAUCAGAAGUAGGGUGCUGUGUAUUUUACUGCAACGUCAAUGACGUCAUGUACUGUAGCAUUUGCAUGAGGCUGAGAUUGCUGUGAGACCAUGGCCACAGAUGUCAUUACCUAGGAAUUUAACCAAUCACAAUACUUACUAUCGUUGUCAUGAGCUUCGUACUGUGUAUAUAUAGUAGGUAUACGUCUCCAAUUGUACGUAGGGAGUAUAUUGUAUGUUAUAAUUGUACUAAUCAGGACAGCAGGGGCAUGUUAUAAUGAUACAGUAUUCAGGAGGAUUCUGAGAGCCUUGGUCAGUCUGUACUGAAGCCUUGGUCAGUCUGUACUGAAGAGGCAGAUCUUAAGCCUUGGUCAGUCUGUACUGAAGAGGCAGAUCUUAAGCCUUAGUCAGUCUGUACUGAAGAGGCAGAUCUUAAGCCUUGGUCAGUCUGUACUGUAGAGGCAGAUCUUAAGCCUUGGUCAGUCUGUACUGUAGAGGCAGAUCUUAAGCCUUGGUCAGUCUGUACUGAAGAGGCAGAUCUUAAGCCUUGGUCAGAUCCUCUUCAGAAGAACAGUAAAGCUAUGUACUGUACAGUAGUAGCAUUAAGCCAAGAUGGCUGCCUGUGGAAAUAGCAGCCAAGCUGAUAGACCGAGAACCCUCACCUUCUGGUAGAACUGAACAGCUGUUGUCCCAAAUGACACCCUAUUCCCCAUGUAGUGCACUACUUGUGACAAGAGUCCUAUGGGCCCUGGUUAAAAGUAGUGCACUAUAUAGGGGAUAGUGUACCAUUUGGACAGCCAGGCCCGUGCGCUCUAUUAGCUUUUGAUGGCACUGUACUGUAGUUGAAGCGGGCCGUUCAGAAUCUGGACUUUGUGGGCAAGGUCACCUUUGCUUUAGUUUAGAUUGACAUUUCCACGGUUUAACUCAGGAACCUCUAACAUAAUGUUUUCAGAGAAAUCCUCCCUCAUAUCCACUGUAGAACACAGAUGAGACCAAUGAGUCUAUGCUGCACACUGACUGUUACACUGUCUCCCUCCUCACUCAGAUGUGCUUACUGUACAUGUUGAUGACUCGUGCCAUCAGUCCUCCAGGUAAAGAGGAGGACCUCAGUGAACUACUGUCUGCAGGGAGAUAUGACACGUGAAGGCAGGCAUGUUAUUAUUACUGCUACAUGUUCUUAAAUAAUUUCCUCAUUGCAGAACUGGA
This is a messenger RNA of Oncorhynchus gorbuscha (pink salmon), 3212 nucleotides long. Its product is annotated as acetylcholinesterase collagenic tail peptide-like. Lineage: Eukaryota; Metazoa; Chordata; Actinopteri; Salmoniformes; Salmonidae. The record is from RefSeq and is a predicted model, not a curated record. The transcript is spliced from 16 exons. Bases 113 to 1549 code for a protein of 478 amino acids.